AUCUAAAUGACAGCGACAAGGCUCAUGCGCUGACCUAGAAACCAAAGGAAACAAGCCAGCGCUUUUUCGAAACUAUCAUGAGUCUGAGCUCCUUGAGCUCAAUAUGUAUGCGGUGUCGCAUUACCUCGUUGCGCACGAAACCCCUUGAUUCAUGGCUCAUUCUGGGACAACGAGGCUAUAGGGAUUCAGCCGGUUUCGACUGGUCGCGCAAGCCUCACAAGCCUACACACGACAAGCGACGAGAACGUCCCGGAAAUGCUGACCAUGAACCCACUGACUGGAUUCUGAACAGUCUUCGUCGACCGGACAAGGGGAAAGGCCACAAACCACGGCAUUUCGAGGCGAAAACCCACAAAAAGGCUGAUUCUCGAACUCACCAUUUCCCCAAGGGAACUUUCGAUUGGAACAAGCCUCGCCACCCACCUCCACCGAAACCACGGGGCACAUUCAACUGGGACAAUCCACCCAGAGGGGCCUUCAUUCGACCCAAACCAUACGUUCCACCGCCUGAAAUCAAACCGGAAGCUGUUCCACGGUACUUCGAGACCCAUGUCCGUCAGUGGUCAGAAAACGCAGACCUGCGGGGUCACCUCGUCGACUUUGGGAUCCCAGACGGAGACCUGCAACCCCUCCUCGACGCCUUCGUCGCCGAUGUCGAGUCAGGAUCGCUCACCACCCCCAACAACUUUGCCAAAUAUGAAUUGGAGCGCUUCUCCCAACCCCUCCAGAUGCGCCAAAGUCUAUCCAUCCUCUACUCCACCAUCUUCUACACGUGGGCGACCGAGCCGUGCCGACGAGACAUGUUAGUGAACAAGUACAAGGUCAACCCAUCGACGCUGGACCAGAUGACGAAAUUGGUUGAAGCGACCGACCGCCGUUACGUGGCCGAGCAGUUCGUCGAAACACGGCGUAUGCAGCGCAAGGUCAUCAUGCACGUCGGACCCACCAAUAGCGGCAAGACGCACCAUGCGCUACGCGCUCUCGCCGCAGCACCCUACGGCGUCUACGCUGGCCCCCUCCGCCUUCUCGCACACGAAAUCUGGGAACGCCUCAACCUCGGGCACAUUGUCCCCAAAGGCGUCGAAGACGGCACAUACAAAAACGACGACGCUCCCUACCUCAAGGCCCUCCCCCACUUCUCCACCCUCUCAGAACUCGGCAACCCGGAAUACGCGCGGCUCACGAACAUGAUCACCGGUGAAGAGCAGAAAAUCGUCUCCGACGAGGCGAAGAUUCUCAGCUGCACGGUGGAGAUGUUGAGUUUCCAUCGGACGUACGAUGUGGCUGUCGUCGACGAGAUCCAGAUGAUCACCGAUCCGCAGAGAGGGAGUGGGUGGACGAAUGCGGUGCUCGGGUUGGCUGCGAAGGAAGUACACCUGUGUGGAGAGGAGACGGCUGUGCCGAUCGUCGAGGCGCUGCUCAAGGACACUGGUGACGAGUUGAUCGUCAAGCGGUAUGAGCGGCUGACGCCUUUGAAGGUCGAGGAGGAGAGCCUGGGAGGGGAUUACUCCAAGGUUCAGAAGGGUGAUUGCAUUGUGGUGUUCAACAGGAAGGGGAUCUUUGCGGUCAAGAAGAAGGUUGAGGCGCUGACGGGCUUGCGGUGUGCUGUCGUAUAUGGGCGACUUCCUCCCGAGAUUCGAAGUGAACAGGCUAGCUUGUUCAACGACCCGGAUUCGGGGUAUGAUGUCCUCAUUGGAAGCGACGCCAUUGGUAUGGGUCUGAACCUGAAAAUUCGACGUGUCAUCUUCGACUCCGUCAAGAAAUUUUCAGCUGGCGGCGAGUCUCUUCUCUCGAUAUCGCAGGUUAAGCAAAUCGCCGGACGAGCAGGUCGAUUCGGCCUUCACGAAGAGCCUGGAGGAUACGCGACUACUCUGCACGAAGAAGACCUCCCCUACCUGCGAGAAGCCGUCGGGUCACCGUUCAUCCCUCUUCCCUUUGCCCGUAUCACCUUCGACGCCAACACGUUCAGCAACCUUCUCUCCGUCCUGCCACCAAACAGCUCCACUUCCACCGUCAUCCUUGCACACCAUUACGCUGGCCGUCUCCCGCCCAAGGUUCGCUACCAAGACACAGAUUUCGAGCUGACGUCGACCUUCAACUUCAUCGACGAAUUCUCGGACACGCUGACGGCGAGAGAGCGCGUCCUCCACCUCAACGCGCCUGUGACUUGGCGGGACCCCCUUACUGUUGCGAUGGUCCGUACGUUCUUGGAGCAAGCCCGCGAUAAGAUGUACGUCGACCUCCCUGCGGCGCUCAAAACGACGAGGUUUAUGGAUAUCAUGGAGGGUAUCGAGAAGGAGAUGAAGAACGAGAGUAUUCCGCGGUCUAACCUGCGCGACCUCAGCACCCUUGAAUCCUUCCACAAGUCCCUCGUCUUGUACAUCUGGAUGUCCUUCCGCGCACCCAUCUUGUACCCCCAAUUCCAGCUGGCGACGGAGCUCAAGGCGAGGCUGGAGCGGGUGUUGGAGUGGUCGUUGGAGGGUAUGUCGGAUGCUAGUUAUAUCAGGAAGAUGAACAAGCAGGCGGAGAAGGGGGAGGAGAAGGUGGAGAAGAAGACGUCGAAACCUCAUAUUCCUCAUUAUAAUACGCGGUUGAAGGCGAGAGAGGGGAUGGCGGUGGAGACUGCUGCUGCUGCGGCAGCGUCGUGA
Molecule: messenger RNA, 2648 nt
Organism: Coprinopsis cinerea okayama7#130
Lineage: Eukaryota; Fungi; Basidiomycota; Agaricomycetes; Agaricales; Psathyrellaceae
Product: ATP-dependent RNA helicase suv3
Exons: 3
Coding region: 108-2648 (846 amino acids)
Biological process (GO): mitochondrial RNA 3'-end processing; RNA catabolic process
Cellular component (GO): mitochondrial degradosome
Molecular function (GO): RNA helicase activity; hydrolase activity, acting on acid anhydrides
Source: RefSeq, a predicted model, not a curated record